Fundulus heteroclitus (mummichog) is the source of this 588-nucleotide messenger RNA. Its product is annotated as somatostatin-2. Gene Ontology annotation, cellular component: extracellular region. Lineage: Eukaryota; Metazoa; Chordata; Actinopteri; Cyprinodontiformes; Fundulidae. The record is from RefSeq and is a predicted model, not a curated record. The coding region runs from base 80 to 454 and encodes 124 amino acids. Gene Ontology annotation, molecular function: hormone activity. Gene Ontology annotation, biological process: regulation of cell migration. The transcript is spliced from 4 exons.
AGGACCAGCAGUUCAGAACCAGAGCCAGCACCAGGACCAGCAGGAGACGCCAGAACCAGAACCAGAACCAGAACCAGGUAUGCAUCACGCACGCUGUCCCGUUAUCCUGGUCCUCGCCACGCUGGCCAUGUUCAGUCUGGGGGUUUCCUCUCAGGCUGACAGAGACCAGGACCUGUACCAGAACCAGGACCUGGACCUUGAGCUGCGUCACAACCGGCUGUUGCAGCGAGCCCGCAGUGCCGGACUCCUUUCACAGGAGUGGUCCAAACGGGCCGUGGAGGACAUGCUGGCUCAGAUGUCGAGGGCGGAUGUCGAUGCCCAGCAGGAUCAGCCGGAAGGGGUUUCCAGAGUAACAGGCUCGAGACUGAACCUGGAACGGUCCGUCGACAACACCGCCCGCGAACGCAAAGAAGGCUGCAAGAACUUCUACUGGAAAGGCCUCACUUCCUGUUAGAGGAGGAACCAGCUGAGGCCUCAUCUCCCUGGCACCAAACUACCAAUCACCUGCAGGGGCGACUGAAUGGACCAAUCAGCCGUCUUACCCCAGUAAUUGUUGUAAUUGUCCAAUAAAGAAAGAAAUGAAUCAGU